Messenger RNA from Stereum hirsutum FP-91666 SS1, 633 nucleotides. RefSeq lists its product as uncharacterized. Bases 39 to 356 code for a protein of 105 amino acids. The record is from RefSeq and is a predicted model, not a curated record. The transcript has 4 exons. Lineage: Eukaryota; Fungi; Basidiomycota; Agaricomycetes; Russulales; Stereaceae.
ACUUCAUCUAUACUCUACUCUAUUCCAGCCUUUCGACGAUGACUACCAACCCGAACGAUAUCAAAGGCGAGCUGUGUAUCUUCGUAAAGGUCUAUCCCAAAGCCGGAACGGGCCCUCAGCUCGUCGAAUGGAUCCGAAAACUGAAAGCCGUAGUGGAGAAUGAGCCUGGCACGCUCGAGUACAGUUGGGCGCAGAACGGAGACUCGGAGGUCCUGCUUUGGGAACGAUAUGUGGAUGUGGCUGCGUUUACGACGCAUACCACGAGUGAAGUUUUCAAUGCGUUCGUCGCUGCGGAUCUUUUGAAAGAGGCGCCGUUGAUGACGUUCUACUCUGGAGAGGUGAAAGGAGACUUCUGAGUGGAUUCGUACAGCGGAGAAAGAGUGGACCAUCGGGUAUACAGAAACUUGUAACAGCCUAAGACUUUUGAUAUGUCGAAUUGUGUUUGACGGCCUCGUCUUCGUUUGCAUAUUGAGAAGUACAUAUGCCUCGCGUAGGUGUGUGUCCUGUAUGAAACUUAUUGACUGAGCGAGCAGAGGUGAGCGAAGACAUCGUCCGAGACAGUACGCACGUGAUAGAAAACACACGAGCGAAAAGUGCAAAAAUAACAGUGAGGAAGAAGGAUGGAGGGACCGU